AUGGCGGAUGCUGAAGAAGUUAGGCCAAUUCAAUUGCUGGAUUUGCCGGUUGAGAUACUGGAGAUGGUCAUGACCCACUUGGACUUGCAUCGUCAUAAAUUGAUGCGCGAAGUGUCCGAGCAACUGAAACAGAUCAGCACUGCAUACAUACUGCACCGGCACAGGAGCCACGAGGUAGCCCAUCGGGAACGUCCUGCGGAGAGUGUCCGAAGGCGGGAUGAGAGGAUCAAGCUGCAGAUCAUGCGGUCAACUUGCUGUUAUUUCAUCGACGAGGAUACCGAGUCGGACUUCGCUCUCUGCCUGCUGUACUUUCAUGAUAAGCAGUUCGAGUAUUCCCUCAAAGCAAAUCAUCUGAGCCAAUUUGUGGUGCAUUUCCUGCGCCGCAAGGAGCAGCCUUUCAAUGUAUUCGAUGUUGAAUGGAGGAAUCGACUUAAGGUUAGACGAUUCCAUUAUGCAAUGACGGUUUUGGGUCUGGUGCGGCAAUUCGAAAACGUGAAAAUUCUUAACAGUACUUGGGGUUUCUUAGCCCAGAACCUGGAGGUUGAACUGCCCAACACCUUCAUCGGGGUCAUUGACGAGGUCUGCUUCUACAAUGCCGCAGAGGCCAACAGACGCAUCUCAUUUUUGGCCGUGCUGGCCGAGCUGCUCUUCUAUGAGAAAACCAAAACAAGCUAUACCGGCCAGAAGAAUUUUGAGGGAACCACCUACACCUACAUUAUUCAACCAAAUUCGACAUCUAAACGCAGUCCUCGGACGGUACUGAAGUUUAGUGUAGAUGGUCCUGAGUCAUUAUUUUACUUUAUGCGCAAUUUCAUCACCGGAGACAAUGAUCCCAACACAUGGAUUCACUUGCCCCCAAAAACGGACUAUGGCAUUCGCAUUGAGGUGAAGUCCUUUCAAGGACCCCAAUUUGUGUAUUUUGGGGACCUGAACAUUAACGUACUGAAAUCGAGUGAACUAAAUGACUUUUAUGAAAGUGAUCCAAUAAAUGGGUUCAUUCGAAAUUAA
Messenger RNA from Drosophila erecta, 1008 nucleotides. RefSeq lists its product as uncharacterized. The coding region runs from base 1 to 1008 and encodes 335 amino acids. The transcript has a single exon. Gene Ontology annotation, molecular function: protein binding. Lineage: Eukaryota; Metazoa; Arthropoda; Insecta; Diptera; Drosophilidae. The record is from RefSeq and is a predicted model, not a curated record.